Messenger RNA from Xenopus tropicalis (tropical clawed frog), 3531 nucleotides. It is a transcript of the gene rab23, whose product is annotated as RAB23, member RAS oncogene family. Gene Ontology annotation, biological process: animal gross anatomical part developmental process; system development; anatomical structure morphogenesis. The record is from RefSeq and is marked provisional. NCBI's taxonomy places the organism in Eukaryota, Metazoa, Chordata, Amphibia, Anura, Pipidae. Gene Ontology annotation, cellular component: phagocytic vesicle membrane; endosome membrane; autophagosome. Gene Ontology annotation, molecular function: GTPase activity; G protein activity; GTP binding.
CACCCUGCGUUUUUCCCGGUGCUUGGCAACUGUGCAAGAAAGCCGACUGGCAGCCCUGGAGCCCAGAAACCGGAGAUCUCUGUUGGAGCGAAGGGGGGAUUGCUUGAUUGGUUAAGCGCAACAUCCCUGCCUAACUUUCCUCUCGCUGGGAUCACUUAACUGCCAAGAUGCUGGAGGAGGAUAUGGAAGUGGCUAUAAAAGUGGUGGUAGUAGGAAAUGGUGCUGUUGGGAAAUCGAGCAUGAUUCAGAGGUAUUGCAAGGGAAUAUUUACCAAGGAUUACAAGAAAACCAUUGGUGUGGACUUCUUGGAAAGACAAAUUCAGUUGAAUGAUGAAGAUGUACGUUUAAUGUUAUGGGACACGGCAGGCCAGGAAGAGUUUGAUGCAAUAACUAAAGCUUACUAUCGAGGUGCCCAGGCUUGUGUACUUGUAUUUUCAACCACAGACCGGGAAUCAUUUGAAACUAUUCCCAGCUGGAGAGAGAAGGUGGUGGCUGAAGUUGGUGAUAUACCCACAGUUCUUGUCCAGAAUAAAAUUGACCUUCUUGAUGAAACUGUUAUUAAAAAUGAAGAAGCAGAGGCUUUGGCAAAAAGGUUAAAAUUGAGAUUUUACAGAACAUCUGUAAAAGAAGACUUAAAUGUUACAGAAGUCUUCAAAUACUUGGCAGACAAAUACCUUCAAAGGCUAAAGCGCCAAACUGCAGAAGACAAUGAAGUUGUGCAUACAACCAGCAACAAAAUUGGAGUCUUUAACACAGCUGGGGGCAGCCAUUCUGGACAGAAGACAAACGGCCUUAAUGGUAGUGGAGAUGUUAUCAAUCUGAGGCCAAACAAACAGAGGACCAAGAAAACUAAAAGCCCUUUCACCAACUGCAACUUAAUUUAAAACUGUUUUUAUCAUAACAAAAAAAGACUACAUGUUGGGGACUCGAGUGCAAUCAUAUGAAGAACAUCUUGGGCCACCAGCAGUCAUAGAGACAGUCCUAGAGGCACCAGCAGUCUUGUAACUGAAGAUCAAUAGCUAAUACUAAGAACUGCUUUUGGAAAAUAACAUAACAAAAACAUGGUGGGGUUACCCAGCUGGGAAUAGAGGUAUCAUCACUAUGUUUCUGAGAUCAAUUUUUAUGCUGCAAAAUAGGAUUCUUACAGGUAACUGAAUGUAAGAUUCUGUACACAGAAAAACACUAUUUGUAGAAUAAUAUAAGUAAGCACACUGACGCCCAACAUUCCCCUAUGUGGUAAGGAUAGCAGGGUGGCCGUAUAGCCCUGUGGUACCUGUUAUCCUCCUUAGUACCCCACGCUGCUCCUUAGAUGUAAGUGUGCACUGGCUUGUUGGCUGCAUGUCUACAGUUCACUGGGACUGGAAGAUUACCCACACCGCACUUUAUAUCUGCUAGCCAAGCAGCAACACAUUAGCUCCUUGUGUUCUUACUGGUCAGUAUAAGUAUAACUCGCAGGAUUCCUCAUAUUGUUAUAGUAUUACAGCUUAAAUAUGAGUGUGCUUCAAGUCUGUCAGUAUAACAGAACGCAAGAGCCUAGGGCUUAGCCUGGUUAAUUCAUCAAGAUUCCUUAAGGGCAAGGAACUGACAUAAGCUUAUCUAAUAUCCCCUUAGCUCCCCCCUUCACACAUUGUUUUGUCUCACUCUUUUGAGUACCACCAGCAACCAUAAUAACUUAAGUCUGCCACUACUCAAACCCUGUAUUAGUGCAUAGAAGAAUUACGGAUUUCUUUGCGGUUAAUAGACUAUGAAGCAGUGUGCAGCUAUUGUGUGACUGGGGGAUAAGAAGUUCAUGUGCAUGGUGCCAAAAAAUAUUCUAUGCCUUGACACUAAGCUGCUAUUCAAAUGGUUUUUAACCUACCUAUUUUUGAUGGUUUUGCUUUGUUCAUUUCCAUGCGUAAAGGUUGUAUUUUCUUCCCCACUGUGCCCACUCCACAGCCAUAACUACUGUGGCAAGAUCUUGUAGCCUUUGUAUAAAGCAAAAGUCUUGAAUUCACUUGUCCAGCUGUCCAUAUUGUGCUGUUUUGAUGGGCCGGUAAUUAUUUUUUUUAAAUUAGACAAUCCGUUUCAUUUAAGCAACAACCCAGGUUACACAAACCCAAAAAUGCAGACUUAUCAUGUUGUUUAAUUUUAUGUCUACAGAAUUGUCUGUUUUCAUACCUGUUUAUUAGGCAGGUUCUGCAUUAUAUAUCUGACAUCCUCCCAUUAUAUAAGUCAUCGCUAAAGGAGAGCUAAAGCUUAAUAAAUCAGUAGGGUAGAAAUGCUAUACUGUUUGUUGUGGGCUUCUGUACCAGCCCAAGGCAACCACAGCCUUUAGCAGGGAGGAUCUGUGCCUUUGAAGAUGCCCCAGUAGCUCCCCAUCUUCUUUUCUGCUGAUUCACUGCACAUGCUCUGUGCUGCUGUCAGUUACUGAGCUUAGGGACUGACUGAGUGUCACUGACAUUCCUAACAAAAAGAUGGGGAUCUCCUGUGCAUAGCUGUAAAGACCUGGGUCAUUGAAUGUUGAAACUUUCGGUUGGUGCAAUAAUUUCAGUAUAUAAAAUACAGCAUUUUACCCAUAUUUGUUUUUAGGGUUUAGUUUUCCUUUUUCCUUGAACACAUCCAAACGCAUUAUCUGUUUUGAAAAGGACAAGUAUCCACUGUGAUCUAAGACACAGAAGGAAUUAACUGCAGCUUCUCCAGCAAUUAUUACUCUCCAAUCAAUCAAUCAAUCAAUCAAGUCCAGGAAAUCUAUACACGUUAUGUCUGAAAGGUACAAUAUGCUUUCCGAAGAGCAUUUUACAUUUAUUAUGUGUCCCUGUUACUGGAAACUGUCUUCAGUGCACAAAUUAAAUGAAAUAUUCAUGAAUACUCAUCCCAUUGCCCAAGCCUCCCAGUCUGUGCUAUCACUAAUGCGGCAGUGCAUUGUCAUGUAAUGGAAAGUUUUUCCCUUGCUUUUUCAUCUGGACCCUUUCCUAAAAAAAAAAAAAAAUAAAUUAAAAGAUUGACAACGAAGAUGCCUUCUGAGCUUGUAUGGUAAUGCAGGAGUGGUAUGGCAUGCAACUGGGGAUUCCCCUCCGAGUACUACAUGGAUCACAAUAGCAGAUCAUUGUAGACAUUUACAGUUUCUCUUACAGCUCAUUAGGCUUCAACCUGCCAUCAAUAUUUUAGUACAAAACAUACAAACAUCAGGUUUCCUAAACAUAAUUUGUACAAAAGAACUUGUAGUAAAUGAUGGAAACAGAAUUAUGAGCUAUAUGUGCAGAUAUUAAAUGCCUAAGGCAAGACAAACCUCAACUCAGGUGCACUUUAAUUACAAAAUUCCAUAAAGAAUGUUUAGUUCAUCUUGCAUGUAUAUAUGUAGAAAACCUAUUUAAUAUACACAACUGGGGUGAACUGCAAUGCACAUGUGCAGUCAGUGCUGAUGGAUGACUUGUGACAACAAGAGAGUCUUGCUUUACUGUUCAGUAUGGAGGCUUAAUAGGAUCAAAAGCCAGUUACAUGUAUGGACUGAAAGUUGUUAUUGUCUUACUGUAAAUAAACAAAUUUGAUUUA